GGAAGUGAGACCUGUACAGUACGGCCAAGUUUGGAAAAAAUGGUGACUUUGUCAACAAACUGACAGCUGUGAGAAAACACCUUAAAAGUACGACAUGUGUUGAUAGAUAAUAUACAAACUGUCUUUUGUCGUCCAUUUUGGGCAGGAUGGCUGAACUACCCGGUCUACCACCCCUCCCGAAGUGUUUCAGUGAUGUUGUGAACCUAAACCCAUCAUUGACAAGUUUUGAAGAAAAAGAAGAGGAGUCUACGUUAGGCGGCAGUAUCAGUGACACGGAGUUCUCCAGUCUGUCCAGCCCAAUGAGUCAGCCGGACGGCAGGGAUAGCUUGCUUAGGGACGGCGACACCGACCUGCAAUGCAAUGCGUCGUACACCGGCUCUAGCGUCGAUUCGGCCGUCCAGUCGCCCGAGGACCAACCGAGUGGCAGUGAAGAAAUGUCGCCCUUCGUAAAGCUCAACACAGCUUUGUCUACUUUAAAGAAUGAAAUGGCUGGUCUGAGGGAGCUAGAUGUGUCACUUCUUUGCCAGCUAUGGUCGUUGAACGAUGCUAUCCAGGAGUAUAAGGUAGCAGUACAAGAUCGGUAUUCAGAAACCAACUCGGAAUAUUCAUGGGGCAUGAACAGCCGCACCAGUAGCAUUGGGAGCUUCGACGACUAUGAUUGGAAUGCAGACAUCUACCUAAAACCUGACGGCUAUGUGGACAGCUCCCUUCAUGGAAGUACAUCCAGUCUUUUACAACAGAUCAACGAACUUAAGGAACGUGCCGAAUCUGAAUUUAUGUGACUUUGACCAACUUAAGUAAUAAUUAGGUUAGGGCUCCAGUAGUUGUAAGAUAGGGUGCCCUUUAUGGACAACACUUAGCAUAUCUUGUAUUGUCUCAUCAGUGUAAGCAAAGGUGAUGCUUACUUUUGUUACUCGUUUUAAACAAAAAUAGUCUUUUCCAAAGUUAAGGUAGCCAAUCCACAUUUUAAUGAGGGAUAGAUUGGGUAUACUGUACAUGUUUUGUGGAAAAGUGUAGUGUCUAGAAUUGAAAGGUGAUCAAUGAUCUUUUUUUUUUUAUUUUUUUUCCCCCAAAUAAAUUUUAUUAUCACAUAAUAUGCAAUAUAUAGUCAUAUGUUUUCUGGUAAUUUUGAUAAGAUAUCAGUGUUCUAUUUACACUUUGACCUUCCCUCCUAUUAGUAGAUGAAAAGAACCAGAACAUUAAAUGUUUAAAAUUAACCACAUCCAUUUCAUAUAUAUAUGUGACCAACUAUUUCUACAAACUUUGACAUUGUUCCUGGUUCAUUUCAAUCUAUGGUAUUUCCUUUAGUUUCUGUUAUGGACCUUGCAUGGUAUUGUAUGAAUUCGUCUCCAUAAAUAUAUUAUUUAAUAUAUCUUUUGUACUGAAUUGUCAAGUCUUGCCCCUGUAAAGUUACCCACAAUAAAUGUCUCAAUUUUCUUAUUGUAAUUUUAUAUCUUUUAGAACAUUUUUUUUUCUUUUUUAGAAAAAUGGAUUUUUGAAUUAUACUUAUAGAAUUUUAACUGGGUUGUUAAACACUGGAUGGUAUUGUAUAACAUAUAACAAGAUCUAAUAUAUUGAUUUGCAUGUUAUUCAACUUUAUUUUUUGUCUGUCGUGUCAUCUGGCAAAUUAGGAAGGACUGCAGGGGAAAUAUUUUUUUCAAGUAGAGGUACCCAUUGGUAAAUGAAGUAAGAUUAACAUUGAUUUAGAUGAUAGUAAAUGGUAUUGGGGUUGCUUGGUUGUGUGAGAUUAGUUUGAGAAGGAGUUGAGAGGAACUCCAGUUACUGACCUGGGUAUUUUACAUUCCCUAUCUUACACUGCAGGGUGGGCUGAUACUCCAAAUCAGACAAUUCUUUGUUGGUAUAACGUUAGUGUUGUUUAACAUGGUAUUAUUAGUUCUGUACAUUAACAUAUAUAUAUUUAUACAUUUAUAUUUUUAACAAAUUGUUAAUAUUUAUGUUUUCUUGAUAUUUCAUUCAUGAUUGUUGAUGAAGACACGUUAUUAGUGCUGUGUGUGUUGAAGUUCAGGAGUGUACAGUUUUGAUUAUAUUGAAUUGUAAAUUACAUUAAAAUUUCCAGUAUAGUGUGCUUUGGUGAUACACUGUGAUGAGCUUUGGUGAUAAAAUGCACUCAUGGUGAGUGAACACUAGUGAACUAAGGUGAUACACUAGUGGGCUUGGUGAUGAACUGUUUCUACUUGCAGUAAGUGUACAUUUUAGUGAGCUUUGGCAAUACACUGUUGUGAGAUUUGGUAAUACACUGUUGUGAGCUUUGGUGAUCCACUGUUGUGAGAUUUGGUUGGCUUUGGUUGUAAUCAUGGUGAGUGAACACUAGUGAACUAAGGCGAUACACUAAUGGGAUUAGUAAUAAACUGUUUCUACUUGCUUUGAGUGUCCAUUUUAGUGAGCUUUGGUGGUAAACUGUUGUGAGCUUUGGUGAUACACUGUUGUAAUAUUGGUGAGUGAACACUAGUGAACUGAGGUGAUACACUAGUGAGCUUGGUGAUGAGCUGUUUCUACUUACAGUGAGUGUACAUUUUAGUGAGCUUUGGUGCUACACUGUUGUACUUAUAAUGAGUAUGUUUUAUGGGCCAUUUGGUGAUACAGAUUUGCCUCACUGUGAGUUUAUAGUUCAGUGAGCUUUGGAAAAAAACUUGAUUUGAUGAUAAUGGAGAGUUGUAUAACAUUUUUACUGUUGAUAAGGUGCUGUUUGGAUACAUUAGGGUAGAGACAUGUACAUGGUGUUUGCGAGAAGUGCUGCUUUUUUUCUAUUACUGGAGGGUGAACUAUUUUUGACUUGUACUGGAGAGUGAACUAUUUUUGACUUGUACUUAAUAGUGAACUAUUUUGUUUUUAGGGACAAAAAGAUUCACUCAUCAAUGGGUGCAUCACAGUUAUUCAACACACGAUUCGAUUCACAACACAAACAUAUUUACAUUAUAUAUCAAUAAUUUAGGAAUUGAUAUUGGUCCAUAGAAAUACCCUCUCAGACCAGUGUGAUUGAACUAUCAAUAGAGUGGCACUAAUGAUCCAUAUUGUAAUCAUUUGGGAACACUUUUGUUCAUGAUUACAUUGUAUGUGUCGAGCGACUUAUUUCGGAAUCUCAACUUCACAAUAGACUUGAAUUUGUGACCAUCCCAGCAAAUACUGUAUACCAGGCUAUUUUCGUUGCAGUUUAACUUUUGCCUUUUUCACCCUCCAUAAUGAGGGCGAAUUUAUUCUAACCGCGAAUUUAAAACGCCCAGCAUAUUGCAUAUAGUCAUUAAAUGAGUAGGGCAAAAUUUACACUGGACAGAUAUGGAUUUUACCAGUGAAGGUAAAAACAUUGACUGGGCUAAAGUUUCCCGGUAUACAGUAUACCUAGAAGUGUUUUUAAAACAUUGUAAAGCUGGUAAUAUACAGUAUCAAAGAAUAUUGCUACAACACUAUUUUAUGCUAAUUUACUCUCGACCAGUACUGUUAUGAUACAUUGUCAUAUGCAUUAUUUACUUUCUAAAUAAUUAAAACAUAUCAGAAUGUAUAUGUUAUAGUAAAGCAAAUAUAGUGACGUGUAUCCUGGUCUGUUUCAUCCCCAGAGUGUGUUUGAAUUAACAAAGUGCUGUUACUGUAUGCAUAACACUAAAUGAAGUGGUUGUAUUGUACAUGUAGAUAUUAAGUACAUGGUAAGGUUGAUAUCUGUUGAUUAAGUGAAGUGCUGUUUGGGUUCGAGUGAACAAAAUGAAGUGCUGUUUGAGUAAGAGUGAACUAAAUGAAGUGCUGUUUGAGUAUGAGUGAACUAAAUGAAGUGCUGUUUGAGUACGAGUGAACUAAAUGAAGAGCUGUUUGAGUACGAGUGAACUAAAUGAAGUGCUGUUUGGGUUCGAGUGAACUAAAGCAAGUGCUGUUUGAGUACAUGUAGUCUAAAUCAAGUGCUGUUUAAGUACGAGUGAACUAAAUGAAGUGCUGUUUGGGUUCGAGUGAACAAAAUGAAGUGCUGUUUGAGUAUGAGUGAACUAAAUGAAGUGCUGUUUGGAGUUCGAGAUAACUAAAUCAAGUGCUGUUUGAGUACAUGUAGUCUAAAUGAAGUGUUGUUUGGAGUUCGAGUGAACUAAAUCAAGUGCUGUUUGAGUACGAGUGAACUAAAUGAAGUGCUGUUUGAGUACAUGUAGUCUAAAUGAAGUGCUGUUUGAGUACAAGUGAACUAAAUGAAGUGCUGUUUGAGUAAGAGUGAACUAAAUCAAGAGCUGUUUGAGUACGAGUGAACUAAAUGAAGUGCUAUUUGAGUACAUGUUGUCUAAAUGAAGUGCUGUUUGAGUUAGAGUGAACUAAAUCAAGAGCUGCUUGAGUAGGAGUGAACUAAAUGAAGUGCUGUUUGGAGUUCGAGUGAACUAAAUGAAGUGCUGUUUGAGUACAAGUGAACAAAAUGAAGUGCUGUUUGAGUACGAAUGAACUAAAUGAAGUGCUGUUUGGAGUUUGAGUGAACUAAAUCAAGUGCUGUUUGAGUACGAGUGAACUAAUUAUAAAUGAAGUGCUGUUUGAGUACGAGUGAACUAAAUGAAGAGCUGUUUGAGUACGAGUGAACUAAAUCGAGUGCGAUUUGAGUACGAGUUAACUAAAUGAAGUGCUUUUUGAGUACAUGUACUCUAAAUGAAGUGCUGUUUGAGUAAGAGUGAACUAAAUGAAGUGCUGUUUGAGAACAUGUACUCUAAAUGAAGUGCUGUUUGAGUACAUGUUUUCGAAAUGAAGUGCUGUUUGAGUACAUAUCCUUGAUAGUGAAGUGAUGUUUAGGUACAUUAGAAUGAUGAAGGACUUGUUGAUGUCACAAUGCAGAUAUUAAAAUGGUGUUUUAACGAAAUGUUUACAGGAAUGACACAGCACUUGAUACACUCGUAGAUGGUUUGUUGAUGGUGUUAAUUAUUCAGAUCUGCUACUGUAUGGUGUAAAUGAUGCAACAAAGACAAUGGAAUGUAUAUAUCAAUACUAAAGGGGGUAGUGUUUUUGUUUAUUCCGUUUUUUUUGGCAAUGCAAGUAUGCUGUAUUUUGAACAGCAAAAUUGCACCAAGGACAUGUAACUUAUUUUUAUAGGGACUUUCUGUUUCAUAUACAAUGAUUGUGAAGUCUGAAAUUAUCACUGACAAACUGAGGCUGUGAUUUGAAACGGUUGUAGGUUUUAAAUGGUGACCAGUAGAUUGUUCGACCAAAGCCGUUUUCUUUUGUAAUGGAAUAUUUUAGUUUGACCAAGUAGCUUUGACUAAAUUAAACUUUAAUUGUGAGCUUUUUUGAAGGUUCAUCUGUCAUUUGAUCUUGGUAGUUAUAUUGUAUAUAAAUUUAUUUUGAUAUGAAUUCAAGUGUUUAUGGUUCAAAUAACAAUCGCCAAGGUUAAACAAAAUUUUGGUUAACAUGUAUAUAGCAACUUAAAAAAACCCAUCUGUAGGUUGUGAUGAAUAUAUUUUUCCUAAUAUUUAUCAAGUUACAGUGACUGCACCUAUAGAUAACCACUUGAACCAACAAUGUGUGCUAAUAUAUGUACGUCAUAAAAUGGCCAUAUUAAAACGAAUCAAAUGCUAAGUUUACAAAGCAAUUUGUACUUUGAAACACAUUAUUUGAUGUCAUUGCUUGUGUGUACAUACUAUUUUGCAUGAAGACAGUUGCCAAGUGUAUAAAAGAUUUGAAUUGCUUAAUGAUGCUGGUUUAGUUAUUGAUGAUUAGAGAUUAGAUAUGAUCUAUCACAACAGUGAUUAAUGAACAGCUCACUGAUUGAGAUAUUGAUAUUUAAAAUAAGGUGAGGUUUAUUGAACGGUGAUUUAUCUCAUUCAGCAAUUCACCCCUGAAAUUUCAUAUUGAACUAUUCCAACCAUUGAAUUGGAAGAAUUCAAAUGUCUUCAGGGGUGAAUGAGUUAAUAUUUAUUUCAAAAGCAUUUUUUAAAUAUAUAAUCCCCAGUGAGGUUUGGUUUUAAAUGGAUGCCAGUUUCACCUCCAUACCAUUAAUAUGUGUUCACGUAGUCUUGUGUAGUGUUUUAAGUUUGUCUAGUCAGGUAUAUGUUGAUCUUAUAACUAAUUCUACAAAGGUCAUGUACUACAUGAAAGGGGAGGUAACUAUAUGUAUGUUCAGACAGGGUUCCUUAUUUUCGGUUGAUUGUCAACUUGUGCCAUUUAAUACAUAUUAAUGUAUUCUUUCAGUUGUAGUUCUCAACCUUAGAUUCUAAAAUAAACACGAGUAGAGAUCUGUGUCCUGAUCAUGACCUUUUAUAAUUCAAUACCAAAUAAUUUAUACACGUUAGCCAAAAUAGGUGAGAUCUCCUUAUGAAGCAUAACAGAUAAGCCUUUUGAUAUUUUUUUAUCUACAUGUACAAGAAAGGUCAAUACAUGUAAUAAUUUUUGAAAUGCCACUAUGAAGAGCAUAAACAUUGGUUGAAAUUGUUGCCAGUUAAACUUUUAACCUCUUCCCUGGGAAAUAUUCCACCCCAAACUCCCUGUUAGAUAUUUUCCAUCAUACCCUGCUUAUGUGCAUGUAAUUUUACAUCAGACCUAUUGGUAUGAUAGACGGAGGGGAUUUCGACAUGUUGGACUUGUGAUGUGACCACCACCUUGUCUCUGGUUCAUAGCUCCAACAGUCCUUUCCAACUGUGACAUCUCUAAGAGCUUUCCCCUCGUGUCAUUUUCUAACUUAAUGUUACCAAAGGGACUGUGGCAAUAUCUGCCCCAAUAGGAGGCAUAAGAUAUAUUGAUUGCUCAUAGGUUAUGCUUGGAAAAGUAACUUAAAAAACAAAGAGUAGAAUUUUACUGGUAGACAAGGUUUGGCUGAUGUAAAGUGACUGUGGUGCAAGAAUGCUUUCCUUUCGAAUACAAUUGCUUGACUACCUUGGACAAUCUAAGGUACGCAGAAAGCAAGGUAUACGGUAAUAUAAGUCUUAUUAUUGUAGGAUUGAUCGAACAUGUAUAUACACAAAAGUAGCAUUUUAUGUGAAAUGUAGUUAAGUAAAACUUAUCAUUUAAAAAACCCCAAAAACUUGCUUAUUAAAACAUUGAGUGUAGUAUAUAGAAAUUAAAAAAGUGAAGAUUAAUAUAACAGGUUCUAACUCCCAUAGAUGGAUGUAUUAUUCAGAUCUUCAAUUUUGCAAAGUCUUCCAACAAAUUUAAGUAACUUUUUAUAAGGUUUACAUUGGGUUUACAUUUGAUUUAUCUUUUUGGAAAAUUAUAUAGUAAGAAUCAAAACCUACAAUGUACCACACAGUAUGUCCAUUGGUAUUCAUUUUUGCUUGUUAUUUUUAAAUUGCUUAAUUCAAUAGUCAGGUACAAAUACCAUCAUCGUUUUGUGCUAGCUUGCUUACUAUUUGGUUUUAUAGCUUUGGUAUGGCAUGUUAAUUUUUAAUUCGGGACCACCAUGACAUGUUAUUGUUGUGUAUAUUUCUUGUUUAUUAAUGUUUAAUAGAAUUGAUCAAAUGUUUUUCUCACUGUUCGAUUCAUACAUUAGAAGACAUACAUGUAUUAAAGUUACUUGAUGGUAACACAACAUACUGGAUUCAAACUUGUUGAUUGAAAAUAAUGAAGUUCACGUUGUCUGUAUAACUUGUAUCUAUUUUGACCAGUAUUCCACAUGUAUAGUUUAUCUUUGUGUAUCUAUAGGUGUAGGAGGAUGCUUUUAUUACUGAAGUUAUUGUACUACUAAACAUUACCAAUGAGGUCAUUCUUAAAAUAGUGUUGUUGGCUGUGCAAUGCCUUACACUAUAGAGGCUGAAUAUGUAUGUAGCAUUUCCAAAAUAUUUAUGGAGAUAAUUGUUUUCUUUUCAUGGUACUCCAAUUUUCAUUUUAAAGAAAACAACAAUUGUAAGGUAUUGACCAAUUCAUUGUGUAAAACCAAAUGCUACUUUCUUCUUAUUUUGGCAAAAGGGAAUGUCGAACAAACAGGUACUGCCCAGUUAAGUAAAUAUGUAGACUAGACUAGAUGUGGUCAUGACUGUGGCAGUAGGGCGGAAACCUACUGGAGGGAGUAGGGCUGUUACCGACUUAACAGUUUCAUGGCCGGAAACUAGAGGAAACUGAAGUUUCAGGGAGGAACUGAAUGAUUGGAGCGAGUGAUGCCAACCAGACAGUUAUGACCAGGGAGUUUCCAUGUUAUCCAGCCAAGUUAUAGAUGAAAGAGCUAAUGGGUUCAGACAAUGAUAUGUAGGAAGAUUAUAGGAAUAUCUAAUAAAUUUUGGGGCACUUAUAUGAGAAUUAUAUAAGAUGCCCAAAUUGUAUGAAUGAAGUAACAAUGGCAAUGAUUAAUCAAUACAAGGCCCUAUGUGGCAGGUGCACAGUGAACAUCACCAUUUUAUCAGUGGCCUUAUGUAUAUACCACCUACCUCUAAAAGAUUGUCAUUUUUGUUUUUUAUCAGGCUUUUCUUUUUUGUUAAAAUUACGAUAAUAUGAAGAAAAGCAUUUAUUAUAAUUUUCUUGGGCGAUACAGCUACUGCAAGUAUGCUUAAGAAAUAUUUUGUCAGAAAGUGUGCUGUUUACCAGAAUUUGUUGAUGUCUACAAGAACAAUAAUUGUUUGUAACACCAAACCCCAAAAGUUGUUUGGAUUGAAGUACAUGUAUGUACUAGUACUGUGCCCUCAAGAAAUUGAAAGUAAAGCAAGUAUGUUGUGAUGUGUACUCGUGACUUUAUUGGUACAUACACAGCGAUGUAUUUUGCACUCCAAAAAAAAAGGCAAAUUUUAUUAACUUUUACGGUAUGCUGUGUCCUUAAAAAAAUGAUGGUAUAGCAGGCUAUGCCUUCCAAGAAUUAUUGGCAAGCACUGUUGUAUUCCAGGAGAAUUUCUUGGCAAGUUGUUGCUAUUUCGAUAUACAUGUAUAAGAGCAUUAGAAGUUACAUUAUUAUGAUUUUAUUGUGUUUUUUUGUCCUGUGUUCAUUAAUCAUAUAGCUCAACAUAAUACAAAUAGAUUUAUUUAUAGAUUUUUACCAAAUUAUUUUUAAUAUAUUCCACCACAGUUCAUAUCUAAAUGUAAUACACUGUAACUACUUACCAAGUUAUACGAAUAUAUAAAAUUAUGUAUAAUAUACUUGCUAUCGGAGGCACGGUAGUCCAGUGGUAGGACGCCGGGCUCAUGAC
Messenger RNA from Mizuhopecten yessoensis (Yesso scallop), 9071 nucleotides. Its product is annotated as protein FAM89A-like. Bases 147 to 782 code for a protein of 211 amino acids. The transcript is spliced from 2 exons. The record is from RefSeq and is a predicted model, not a curated record. Lineage: Eukaryota; Metazoa; Mollusca; Bivalvia; Pectinida; Pectinidae.